UCCGACAGCGUGGGAGACCUCAAACACACGAUGGAGGCUGUGGCACUGAAUGAUGGUCCUGCUCCCGACAGCUCCAACGCACAGCGGGACAUCUCGCCGGCAAACAUGCUGAGAAUAAAGCAACAGAUGUCCAACCAGUGUUUUGAGAUGGCUGUACAGCUCAAUGCAGGAAAAGCAAAGAGGUCAUGCAGCACAUCUGAAGCAGAGAGAGACUUACCAGAUUACGUCAGUGAGCUGGAAAGAGUCAAGACGAAUCAUUUUAACAGCAUGUUGACACUGCAUAGGAUGCAGAUGUGGCAUGCUAUUGGAGAAAAGCUGAAAGAAAACAAUUCAGAGGCAGACGGACUGAAAGCUGUGAGCGAUCGAUGCAUGGCUUUUUGUUCACAUAUAAAACAACUUCAGAAAGAGUCCAGAGAUCUUCAAGAUGAAAUUACAGAAAUACAGAAGACGAGACUUGAGAUGAAACGCCUCACACAUGAGAAAAUGAAAGAGAUGGAGGAGCUGAUGUCCAGGAAAGAGCACCCGGACACAGAGAAGUACAAAGCAGUGCUAGAGAAAGGCCAGGCGAACCUGGAGAAAUAUAAAAAGCUGGCCAUCAUGACACAGAACGUCCUGAGGGGCAUCCUCCUGGCCUAUAAAGUCAACUGGCUGGAUGAUCCCAAACUUCGAGACAUCGCCAUGACACUGGAGGAGAUUCCCAUCUCUGACUAGGAAAAGGAAUCUUUUCACUCAUAUUUAUGUUUCAGUGUUGCAUUGUUUAAUAGAUAAUAAAAUAUAAAUCUAAAACCA
Molecule: messenger RNA, 789 nt
Organism: Hippoglossus stenolepis (Pacific halibut)
Lineage: Eukaryota; Metazoa; Chordata; Actinopteri; Pleuronectiformes; Pleuronectidae
Gene: cenph
Product: centromere protein H
Exons: 9
Coding region: 31-711 (226 amino acids)
Biological process (GO): chromosome segregation; mitotic spindle organization; kinetochore assembly
Cellular component (GO): kinetochore; nucleus
Molecular function (GO): kinetochore binding
Source: RefSeq, a predicted model, not a curated record